UUGAGCCGAGCGUGCGCGAACCGAGUCGACGGCAAACGAACGCCGUCCCGGAGCCAACGAGAAUUACAUCUUUUCUAGUACGCGUCCGACUUUUAGCAAGUACGUUCGUUACCGCAGGCCACACCGCGAGGCCGUUAUUCUGUGCGAAGUGUGACAGUGUGUUGUGAAUGAAGAUUGACGUGUGGAAUACAUCUCGGUUUAUCAUUUUUGUAUCAUAAAAGUGCCCUUCGUGUGAGCGCCCCCGUUUGCCCGCCGUUUGUCGACGCGGGUCUAGCUUUCUAUUGAGCGCGCUGGACGACCGAAUCGAUGAAGAGCCACAGUCGGCCAGAAUGACAACUCGCACAUUGAUCGAGAACUAUUCAAUCCAAUGGUGAUUGGAUGACGAUCUCAGCUCGCUCCCCGGAUAAGGAGCCGACGCCACCCAAGCAGAUCAACUACGCCGAGCCGCUCGUCGAGUCCGUGCGCGUGUACCUGGCCAAUGAGCUGCCCACCAAGCAGCUAGCGCUGGUGCCCCGCGCCGCGUCGCCACCCGCCAGCCACCCGCCUGCGCCGCCCGUGUGCCAUGCGGACAUCGUGACCGACACGGCCCGUGAAGACAUCAAAGGAAUCAACUUCGAAGCUCGUCUCAACCGAAAUGACCUAAACAACAACGCGUCACGCCGUCAGAACGAAACUCGUGAAAUGCCAAACCAAGCUGAACUCAUGCAGCGGCAACCGCUGCUGGCUCGCAACGUCAAGUUGGACGCGCCCCAACCGACCACAGACGAGUCCGAUCCCGAUCAGGACCACUCCCCGCAGCGCACUCACGCCGGUGACUUCAUAGUCGAACUGCCACCGGGCACGGUCAGGGAGGAAAGAUAUCCAAAGGAAAUAUGGAAGACAAUAAUUUCAUUCUUCUUCCUGUUCAUAUGCGUAUGCAUAAACAUGAUGUCUCUGUCGCUCGUGCACGAGCGACUUCCAGACAGAAACACAACGGCCCCACUGAAUGAUAUAGUGCUAGAUAACAUAACGGCGCGGGACUGGGGACUGGCGGUGUCAGAAUAUCUCAUCAUGAUAUCGACGACUGUGGCAAUGCUAGUGGUAGUUUUCCACAAACACAGAUUUAUCGUCGCGCGCCGCUUGUUUUUCAUCAUCGGUCUCCUGUAUUUGUACCGAUCGCUCACCAUGUUCGUAACCGUCCUGCCCGUUUCGAGCACAACGUAUUAUUGCAGUCCCAAGAGCAACAAUACGACACCGCUUCUAGUUAUAAGAAGGAUGUUCUAUUUAAUAUCAGGAUUCGGCCUGUCCAUCAACGGAAAGCAUACCUACUGUGGAGACUAUAUUUACUCGGGACACACCAUGGUCCUAGUGUUGAGUUACCUCAUAGUCGCAGAAUAUUCACCAAAGAAGCUUUGGCCUGUCCACUGGGCGAUGUGGGGCUCCGCCUUACUCGGAGUGUCGUUCGUGCUGCUCGCCCACGGCCACUACACGGUGGACGUGGUAAUCGCGUAUUACAUAACCACCAGACUGUUCUGGACAUUCCACUCUCUGCUGGUAACGCCGCAUCGGACCGGCAACGGGUACAACCACUACAUGAUCCAGCGCGAGUGGUGGUACUGGAUCUUUACGUACCUGGAGCGGAACGUGCGCGGGCCUGUGCCACGGCGCUACGACUGGCCGCUGCCGUGGCCGCGCACCAAGCUGUUCAGCCGCCUCAGCUAGUGACGCGCGCGUCCGCCGUCGCCGCCCCCGCCGGAACGCGUAUGACGCUCACCUUCUGCGAAUGCCGCUUCAGCACCUGCAGCUCCUUUGGACUGGUGCGCGUGCAGAUGGCUAAGGUGAGCGUGUAGUCGAACUGAUGGACGAUCAGGUUCAGGUAGACGGUCUCCUCCCAGUCGAUUUCGGGAUCGCCGAUUGGCAGCUUCUUGGAAUCCUUGCGGAAGACCUCGACGUCAGUCUGCGAACAAGCCGGCCGGCGAUGCAGCGGUUAGCCUCGAUCUGGCGCCGUGCGAGCGCGUCGCGGGGCCCGCGCGCCCACGGCGGUUACAUGUGAUACACGAUAGACUCUGUGCGUGCCGCGAGUAGCGACCUCCCUAGCGCAAAAUGUUCUAUUUAAUACCUAAGACCUCUGUAUGCUUUUAUUGUUAAUAGAUUAAGAGAUCAAAUUUUAAUUGACGAUGAACAAUAACAAAUGAUCAAUUACUAUAAUGAACUGUCAACUGUUGAAAAUUUGAAAUUUUUGUUUUAUAAUUGUAUAUUUUAUAAGUGGUUAUAAUCAAUCUCGAGUCUAACAAAGAACAUACUAUUUAUUAACAAAAAAUAUACUGUGAUUCGUUUUUGAAUAACGUUGACUGAGUGCGUGCGUGUGUUGUGAGGCGAGUGGUUGUAUUAGUGCAUACUACGAAGUACAUUCUUGUUGUAAUAGCAGCCUAUUGUAAGAAAUAAUAUUUUUAUAUUGUUUAAAAUAAAGUACAUUAUAACUGUUGUAAAGCAGACUUUUGUAUUUCCAAAAAAAUAUUUCUCGUAGAAUUUGAUAAUUUUAAUCCGUAUGGUGCUAAAUCUAGGAUCUUAUCUAGCGAAAUUUCAAUGAACAUAUAUGGCAAGUCUAUACGCUAAACGACAUUAGAUAACGAUAGUCUGAAUAUAAAUACUUUUGUGACUUGCUGCACAAACUGAAUUCAUUUACAUUAUUUGCUUUUAAAUCAGAACAAAGACUCGAUACGUGAAGGUCUAUCCAGUUAAAUAUUUUUAAAUACGUCAUAAUGCAAGCUAAAUAAUGCUUAGGUUUGUGUAUAAGUACUAUUGAAAUUGAAUAUUGAUGUUUAGCAAGAACCUAUUAUAUGAUAACCGUCUCAUAUCUUAGUAUGUAAAGUGUUUAUCUUCACGUAUUUGUAAAACCUCAAUGAUAACAUUGAAUCGAAAUUAUAUAGAAAACAUUGCAUUUAUACAUCAAUUUGUUUCUACACUUGUUAAAAUUAAUCUUUGCAAUGUAACAUUGUUGUCUUUGUCGUGUAAGCGAGCGGAAACUAAAAUCUAAAUAAUUGUAGUCGGCCUUACUCUUUUAUAGUUUAAGUAACAUGAUCUGUAGCAACACAACUGUCACACGACCAAAGUGUAACCUCGUAUUGAAUCCAGAACAACAAUUCGCUCAACGUGUACCUACUUUACUGGUUCCACUUCGGUCGCGUGGCACGGAGUGUGCACCCACGCGAGUUGCUGGCUAUUCGGUACUCACUUCGUAUUUGGGCAAGUAUCGGGAGGAACCCUUGACGUGUCGCUUGCGGACAAAGAACAGUAGAUCGUCGCAGUCUAUAGACUGUUCCUCUUGGAACAGGAAGUGGCGCACGAACAGGUCUGUCCAGUACGUCGUCCCCUGCAGCACUACGAAGCCGGAAUCUGAAAAAUCACACUUAAUACUAUCUCGUUUCCUAUUUCCGAACCCUCUUCAUCUUUCUUUUGCUAUAUUUAAUCUAUUUUCAUCGCUUCCGAGUCCACCACGGCCAGUGUAGUUACCUAAAGUCAAGUGCCUUCGAGGAUUGUUUACCCUUAACUAUUAGAUUGUAUAUAGUUAACUUAUAGCUGUUUUAAUAUUUCAGUUUUAAACAAAUCGUUUAGAAUACUGUUAUCGAAUGUGAUAAUAAAUUACUAGUUAUGUUUGCUUCGUCAAUGCACUUUAUAUCAUGUUUUAAUGUAUUUUAAUGUUUAAGGAUUGUUUUAAGCUUGGUCAAGGUCACUAUAUUAUUAAGUUUGGAUCGUGGCUACUGAGCGAGAGCACCGCUUCGCUCCUCUGUAUAUAUAUAUUGGUCACUGAACAUGUCGCUUUAUCGCAGUCAUGCGUAAUGAAUUGUAACAAAAAUGAAAUGAGAUUUGUACCUCCGAAAGAUAUUUAUUAUAUAUUGUAAAUAUAAUUUAUUGUUUAAGAGAUCGAAGACGAAUAAAAUAAUGUAAUAAUUGAACCUUAGAAUUGAACUUUGAUAUAUUUUGUUCUCAUUAUUCUGUGUAAUGAAACACUGAAAUUGUAAAUUCAUGAAAUCAAAUAACCGUUCAUAAAUUUUAGUGAAUGGCGUAAAUUAUGAAUGAUAUAAUGUAAUUAAUCUACAUUCCGUAAGAUAAUGCAGAUGCUUUAGUUAUCAUGAUGUGCUUGAACUAAUUGUCAAUAGAAUACAAAUAGUUACUAUUUUAUUUAUGUAUGAGAGAUAAUAAGGCAAGAAAGGAAAACUUUGUGUAAUUGAAGAUAUAACCAGUUAUACCAUUGCUGUUGUGGAUCAAAGUUCAAUAAAUGUUUUUUCUAAA
Molecule: messenger RNA, 4272 nt
Organism: Colias croceus (clouded yellow)
Lineage: Eukaryota; Metazoa; Arthropoda; Insecta; Lepidoptera; Pieridae
Product: phosphatidylcholine:ceramide cholinephosphotransferase 2-like
Exons: 2
Coding region: 379-1701 (440 amino acids)
Biological process (GO): sphingomyelin biosynthetic process; ceramide biosynthetic process
Cellular component (GO): endoplasmic reticulum membrane; Golgi membrane
Molecular function (GO): ceramide cholinephosphotransferase activity; sphingomyelin synthase activity
Source: RefSeq, a predicted model, not a curated record